CGCCCCACAGAGGCUCGACCCGUGAGUGGGGCCGCCCGAAACGGGCCGAACCCGGAGCCCCACUCCACCCGACAGAGGGAGGGAAAGGAAACCGAGAUUGGGCGGAAUCAGCGCCGCGCCACCAGCAGCAGCGCUCGGAGUAGGUGCUGCUCCCCUCUUUCUUCCCCUGCCCCAUGACUGGAGGGACACUCUGCAGCAGACUUAGCUGAAGAGAGCAGAGGGCCCGCAUACACAGUGCAGUGAUGUCAGGUGAUGCAGUAGUGAGGGGUAUAUGUUGUUCACUGGGGUGCAGAGAAGAAGCAACCCCCUGCCUUUUGGACACUUAGGCGUUGGUGUGGACAAGGGAACAUUUGACUGUGGAGGAUGGGCCCACACAGUGCAGGCAGGGGCAGAAUAUUCCAGGCUUAGGGAACAGCAUCAACAAAGGCUCUGAGGUGCCAGGGACACAUGGAGUUCUCACGGCACUGAGUGGUGAAGGGAAGUGGGGAAGAGCCUGGCCGUCCAGGGUGGUGGGAGGUGGCAGGAGUUAUCGGACCGCAUAGUUUGGGUUCUCUGAUGGGCAGUAGGGGUGGGGAGGGGAAUAGACAUUCUGCUAGACAGGAGACCCCCUUACAGUUCAGGCUGGAGCAAGCUAGAUUCCAGUUCUACCACUUGGUCUCUCUGAGCCUGUCUCCUCUUCUGUAAAAUAGGUACAGUAAACCCUACUCCAGAGAGUUGUCAGGUCACUAUGCGAUGGGGGUGGUAGGAUGGGAGUGAGAGGGACUCAGAGGGACUGUUACACAACAUAUGUGACAACAGUGGGUUUGAAAGGAAGGAGCUCAUGGAAAUUCACUGAAUCUCCAGGGUCUUGCUGGAUGGUUAGGCCACCCAAGGGGAUGGGCCAUGAUCCUUGGUUGGUAAUAAAUGGACAAAGGAGAUUAUAUUCUACCUAAUAAGUAAUAGUGCUGUUUGGUGAAGACAGUCUCUCAAAAUGGGGAAAUUAAUGGAAGAAAAACAGUAUGUCAGGUGAUGCCCAAUUCUGCAUUGGGAAACUCUGCAGAGAGUCCCCACCAGCAAGGAGGCUCAGUGGGGGUACAGCUGGGUCUCAGGUGAUGUCAGGAGAUUUUGGUCAGAGGUAGGACUCAAAAAGAUUCAGAUAUCUCUGCUCAGGUAUCAUGGAACAAGGAAAAGCCAUGAGACCAGGUUGGGGUUGCAACAUAGUACUGGCAUUGGUGAGAGGGUGCAGGGCUAGAGCUUGUAGUGGAAAGUUGGACCUCAGAGUUAGGGUAAGGAGAGAGAAGCAGGGGAAGGCUCUCAACUCUGUGCUCUGGGUGUAGAGGGGACUAGAGGGCAGAGUGUGGUGGCAGGAAACCCUAAUCUGGGACGGUGCAGGGUCCAGGCAGGAGGUAAAAGAUCAAAGUCAGUGGUGAGGAUGGUGAGAGAAACACAGACACACUGGAAAAGAUUUGAGGGCAAGCAGGUGGGGGUAGCAGGAUCAAUCCUAGGUUUUUCUGCAUGCUGGGGCUAAGGAAGCAGAUUUGGGAAAGAAAAAGUGGUUAGUUUGGAUAAACUGGGUCUGAGCUGGUCUCGGGAUUUGCCCGUGGCUGGGGCUCAGGAGGGGGUCCUGGUUAGGGAGAGCAGUCAGAGAGUAGAUGGGAGUCCUAGGGGAGCGCAUAGGGGAGGAGAGCCACAGCUGACGUUUAGGGACAGGAGGAGGAGCCUGAGGAGACAGGACAGAAGCGGCCGGAGGGGCAAGAGGACAGCAGUACCGUGCGGAGGCCUCAAGGUCCUGUGCUGCGGAACCGACUGGCCACUGGGGUCAAGCCCUGACCAUGGGCAACGCGCAGGAGCGGCCGUCAGAGACAAUCGACCGCGAGCGGAAGCGCCUGGUGGAGACGCUGCAGGCGGACUCGGGGCUGCUGCUGGACGCGCUGCUGGCGCGGGGCGUGCUCACCGGGCCCGAGUACGAGGCGUUGGAUGCACUGCCUGAUGCCGAGCGCAGGGUGCGCCGCCUGCUGCUGCUGGUGCAGGGCAAGGGCGAGGCCGCUUGCCAGGAGCUGCUGCGCUGUGCUCAGCACACAGUGCGCGCGCCGGACCCCGCCUGGGACUGGCAGCACGUGGGCCCGGGCUACCGGGACCGUAGCUAUGACCCUCCGUGCCCAGGCCAUUGGGCGCCCGAGGCACCUGGCUCGGGGACCGCAUGCCCCGGGCUGCCCAGAGCUUCAGACACCGACGAGGCCGGGGGCCCUGAGGGCUCCGAGGCGGUGCAGUCCGGGACCCCAGAGGAGCCAGAGCCAGAGCUGGAAGCUGAGGCCUCUGAAGGGGCUGAGCCAGAGCCGGAGCCCGAAAUGGAUCCGGAACCAGAGCCGGAGGCAGAACCAGAACCGGAGCCAGAACCAGAACCGGAGCCAGAGCCGGAGCCCGAGCCUGACUUUGAAGAGGGGGACGAGUCCGAAGAUUCCUGAAGACCAGAGUGCGGACCGGCUGUUCCCUGCCCAAGCUGGAUAGGACCCGGGAUCCUGCCGGAGCUGGAUGGGAUGCCACCGAGGCUUCGUCCAGCCCAGUACCGCUGGAAGUGAAUAAACUCUGGAGGGUUGGCCUGGGCCUGGGCUCUCUCUACGAUUCUGGCUGUUUGCCCAGGAACUUUGGGUGCGUGCGUGCCUGAGUCCCUGGGACCUAGGCAGCCCUGUGCCUCCCCACACCCACCGCCCAGUCCCCCAGUAACCCAAGUUGCACCCUGGAGACCCCAGAACAAGGCCCCUAAUAGGACAAGAGCCUGACGCCUGCUACACUGCCCUUUCCACUUAUGAACCAUCUGGGCAUCUGUGUAGGCACCUGCCCAACUCCCCUAGGCUUGAUGCACAGAGCAAGGGAAGGGUGGCUUUUCUCCACUUAGGGAGGGCUUAGAGCUCACAGCCUUAGGAAGUGAGAUUAGAAAAGGGGAAUGGGAUGAGACCUUGGGUAAACAGAGGCCACACACAUCACUGUCUUUACUGUUUUAAUUGUCUGGCUUCUCUCCGGACUGGGGGCUCAGUGAAGGUUCCGACUAGUUAGUAACUAGCACACACAAGGCGCUCUAUACAUACUCACUGGCUAACUGAAUAAAGACUUUCCAACCGAA
Messenger RNA from Microcebus murinus (gray mouse lemur), 3100 nucleotides. NCBI's taxonomy places the organism in Eukaryota, Metazoa, Chordata, Mammalia, Primates, Cheirogaleidae. The record is from RefSeq and is a predicted model, not a curated record.